Pseudovirgaria hyperparasitica is the source of this 1106-nucleotide messenger RNA. RefSeq lists its product as uncharacterized. Bases 45 to 917 code for a protein of 290 amino acids. The transcript has 2 exons. The record is from RefSeq and is a predicted model, not a curated record. Lineage: Eukaryota; Fungi; Ascomycota; Dothideomycetes; Acrospermales; Acrospermaceae.
CGCACAUUACCCUCAACUGCGUUGAAAUCACCAUCACGUCCUCAAUGAGAGGUCUACUUGUCUUUUCCUUCCUUCUCCUUUUCCAAUAUGUUCCAAUGGCUGGGGCUGAGGAUGGGCCUUGUGAUCCAGACGUUGAUCCAUUGAAUUGUUUCCUGAACCCGCCUGCCGCGAUAGGGAAGCCUCGAGACUAUGAAAAUAACUCGAGGUAUUAUCGCGGGUCGAUUCUUCAGAUUAUAUACUAUAAUACUAUGAAUUACUCCUACGACAUCAUCAUUUAUCAGGAGGGAACACCACAAGGGGAUACCAUAUUUCAAAAUAUCGAGGACCAAGGCACAAUCCGGAAGAACUGGAAGGUUGACACUCAAGAAGACCUCGCCAGGGGCAAUGUAUUUUUCUUCAGCGUCCUCAAGCGCGACGGGAGCGGCAAUCUUGUUAAUUCAGCAUAUUUCAACAUUUCGGAGCCAGACCCCGAGACCGCAGUUUCAAGUACGGUCUUGACCUCCACUAUGCAGAGCAAUAUGGCAACCGAAGCACCACAGACCCUGAGCCUCAAUACUCAACCCACCACAAUUACCUCGACAACAAUAUCCCGACCGGCAACUACGUCGAGCUUGCCCCUUCUAUCAAGCCAACCUGUCCUAGCGACCGCGACGAAAGUUGGCAUGGGCGUUGGUCUAGGUUUAGGGGUGCCUCUGAUGGGACUGCUGGGCGUGGGCAUCUUCUAUAUGGGCCGUAGGUCGAAACGUCGUGCUAGGGAGACUCAGAAUACGUACCAACAGGGAUAUGGGUAUCCGCCAGUAUAUCAUGAAAGUCGGAGGACACAAUAUCAUAGUGCGUGGGAGAUGCCAGCAGAGGUACCAAUCUCGGAGGCACCACCUAAGAGGUAUACCAUUCAGGAGUUGGAGCAUGUCGAAUGAGUCGUGGGGUAGUUGUCUGAAUAAAGCUUUGACUUCUUGGAUCUAGAGUGGCGAGUCUCGUAAGAGAUAGCAUGGUUGUUCUUCCACCUAUAUCCCAUCAGCUAAAUGUUUGGAGCAACAUGGGAAGUGCUGUACUAAUAGUACUAAAUCUCAGAAUUAUGGCCCGGGCCCGCAUGAACGAAUAAGAGC